GACACUCUCGAAGCGGCUAAUCGGGAAAGGUCGGAUAUCAUGUACGGUGAAAAGUCAAGUGAUUGGUGGAACCGCUGCAAGCUGCUGGUGAGGGAGUUUUGCCGUGAAAGUUCAAUCCACGGAUGCAAGUACAUCGUUGGGGCCAACAGGGCUUUGAUAGAGAAAACUUGGUGGCUCAUCGUGUCCGGAAUAUCACUCUAUGGUUGCGGUAGUCUCAUCCACAACGUGUACGAAAAGUGGCAAUCUGACCCGGUGAUCGUCAGCUUUGCCUCCAAGCAGGUUCCAAUCUUCAAGAUACCGUUUCCUUCGGUGACGAUCUGUCCGGAGAACAAGGUCAAGAUGACACACAUCAACAUUUCUCAGUCGUACUACGAUGCAAUCGAAGGGAAUCUUACGGAGCGAUCGGAUCCUGAGCGCUUCAGGAAGCUGCUCGCCAUGCUGCAGGUGUGUGACUUUAUGAUGUACGAGAUCAUCAAGAACGAAACGUACGACGACGAAUGCAUCAAGUGGCUGCAGCGUAUGAAGACACCUCUGGAUGAGAUAUUCAUCACAUGCCAGUGGCGCAGCGAGGACGUCAACUGCACGGAAAAGUUUCGACCUACGUUGACCGCUAAAGGCAUGUGUUACACGUUCAACUCGCUCUCCGCUGAAGAUAUGCUGCGCACAUCGGAGCUCAACUCCGAGUACCAGUAUCUGGCGGAGACCCGGAGAAUCACAAACUGGACCUUGGAUCGUGGUUAUUCGCUCGGAUCAACGCAAGGUGUCUACCCUCAACGGGUGCUCGGAGCAGGAGGAUUCCGUGUGAUGCUGCACACUCCGAUCGAGUAUCCUGAGCUAAACCUGCGCAGUUUCCGCGUUCCACUGGACCAAGAAGUGGUGGUUUCGGUUAUUCCGGAGGUCGUUGAAACAUCUGCCGAAGUCAAGGACUAUUCACCCGAAGGUCGUCAGUGUUACUAUGCGAACGAGCGACACCUGCGAUUCUUCCGGGUGUACAGUCUGGAAAACUGCCAGAUGGAAUGUCUCACAAACUACACCAUUGAACGUUGUGGCUGUGUAAAGUACUCAAUGCCGCGACCCCCGGAUGUACGUAUCUGCGGUCUGACCAAGGUUAAAUGUUACCAAAGAGCCGUUGUGGAGAUGCUCAAGUCCAAGGCUAACAUGGUAAAAUUUGAGAAUCCUCGCUUCAAGGACUCGUGCAAUUGUCUGGCAUCGUGUACCACGAUCCAGUACAACGUCGAGCUAUCUCAGUCCAACUUCAACUGGCACAAACUGCUUCCGGCUACCAAACGUUUCUUGCAGGGACGGAAGGAUUCAUUCCGGUGGUUCGAAGGGCUUUACGGAACGACCGAUCUUCUGGCGAACGCUGGAGGUCUGCUGGGACUGUUCAUGGGUAUUAGCAUCCUAAGUCUGGUGGAGAUUCUGUACUAUUGCUCGAUCAAACCGUUGGUGCUGUGGUGGAAGGAAUUGAACAAAGUUGUAACCGUCAAGCAGGUCACUCCGAUUGUAGGAGGAGCCAAACCUAGCGUUGUUAGAAUGUUUUAUAUGAACAAAGGGUGCAACUUGUUAGUCACCACCAUGUACGGUGACAAGUCAAGUGUUCGUUCUGCAGCGAAGCCACGCGAUUGGUGGACCUAUAUCAAACUUUUGCUGAAGGAGUUUUGUCGUGAGAGUUCAAUACAUGGCUUUAAAUACAUCGUUGGAUCCAACAGGGCCCUCAUAGAGAAAACAUGGUGGCUCGUCGUAUCCUGUCUGUCCCUGUACGGUUGUGGAAAUCUCAUCCACAACAUCUUCAACAAGUGGCAGCUCGAUCCGGUGAUUGUCAGCUUCGCCACCAAGCAGGUGCCGAUUUACAAGAUUCCGUUCCCAUCGGUGACGAUCUGUCCGGAGAUCAAGGUCAAGAUGUCGCAGCUUAACUUUACUCAAGCGUACUACGAUGCGAUCGCGGGUAGCCUAACGGAGCAGUCCGAUCCGGAGCGUAUAGGGAAGUUGCUGGCAAUGAUGCAGGUUUGCGACUUUAGCAUGUAUGACGUUUUUACCAACGAAACGUACGACGACGAUUGCAUCAAGAUGUUGAAACUGAUGAAACUUCAGCAAGAGGAGAUAUUCGUCGUGUGUCAGUGGCGUGGUGAGGCAGUUAAUUGCACGGAGAAGUUUCGACCGACGUUGACCGCUAAGGGGAUCUGCUACACCUUCAACUCGCUCUCAGCGGAAGAUAUGAUGCGCACGGAACAGCUCAAUACCGAGUACCGAUACGUGACGGAGACCCGUAACAUCUUGAACUGGAGCCUGGACCGGGGGUAUACUCCCGAAUCGACGCGAGGUGUCUAUCCUCAGCGAGUCCUGGGAGCGGGAAUCGGUGGAGGCUUGAACGUCUUGAUCAAAGCGAACGUCAGCGAUAUGGACAACCUUUGCAGCAAUACCUUCCAGGGGUUCCGGGUGAUGCUGCACAUGCCGGUCGAGUAUCCGGAGCUAAACUUGCGCAGCUUCCGCAUGCCGCUGGAUCAAGAAGUGGUGGUUUCGGUGAUUCCAGAAGUUGUCAAGACUUCACCCGAAGUGAAGAGCUACACUCCGGAACGUCGGCAGUGUUACUAUUCAAACGAGCGAUAUCUGCGAUUCUUUCGGAUGUACAGUCUGGAGAACUGCCAGAUGGAAUGUCUCACAAAUUACACAAUUCAACGCUGUGGUUGCGUUAAGUACUCGAUGCCACGACCUCCGGAUGUUAGAAUCUGUGGUCUGACCAAGGUUAAAUGCUACAAAAGAGCUGCAACGGAAAUGCUCAUGUCCAGAGCGAAAAUGAUCAAGCUGGAGAAACCUCACUACAAGGACUCGUGCGAUUGCCUAGCCUCGUGUACUACAGUGCGCUAUCACAUCGAGCUGUCGCAGUCGAAUUUCAACUGGAAACAGCUGCUUCCGGUUGCCAAAGAGUUUGGAAAAUCACUGGAUGGGGUACAGAUUUCCAGCCUGGUGAUCAUGUUCAGGACGGAAGGAUUCAUUCCGGUGGUCCGAAGGGAGCUGUACGGAACUACUGAUCUGUUGGCGAAUGCUGGGGGGUUGUUGGGACUGUUCAUGGGAAUUAGCAUUCUUAGUUUGGUUGAGAUUUUGUACUUUUGCUCAAUCAAACCCUUGCUUAUGUGGUGGAGAGGUGAUAUCGGGGUUAAGCAAGUGUGUUCCGUAAUAUCCUACAACAAUCAAGAAGGAUUCACCGAACGGGAAAAGUUCGCAUCGUACAACAUGGACAAGUUUUAUGUACAGUAA
Molecule: messenger RNA, 3255 nt
Organism: Culex quinquefasciatus (southern house mosquito)
Lineage: Eukaryota; Metazoa; Arthropoda; Insecta; Diptera; Culicidae
Exons: 8
Coding region: 40-3255 (1071 amino acids)
Biological process (GO): sodium ion transmembrane transport
Cellular component (GO): membrane
Molecular function (GO): ligand-gated sodium channel activity
Source: RefSeq, a predicted model, not a curated record